Molecule: messenger RNA, 2339 nt
Organism: Durotheca rogersii
Lineage: Eukaryota; Fungi; Ascomycota; Sordariomycetes; Xylariales; Xylariaceae
Exons: 2
Coding region: 352-2217 (621 amino acids)
Source: RefSeq, a predicted model, not a curated record
CGCUCCGCCCACAACUAUGAUAGCUGCUAGAGUCAACGCAUUCGGAGUAACUCGAUCGUCCGUACCACACUUCCUUACUGCGGCUUUUAGGACUGCGGCGGGUGGUGUAUCGUGUUUACCAAGGUACGCAUUUAUUCGUCUCUGUCCCUGGCCUAUUACCUGCCUCCCCCUACCUCUAUGCUUUCCGUACCCUCCUGCCCGCCGGACUCCGUCCGCGCUUUUCUCUGCUCCCACCGACACCGACUAUAUGCAGCACGGCGCGCCAUGGGUAUGGGAGUGGCUGAAUAAGAGGCAGAGUGCUCGGAACGGGUCGGAGUUGACUUCUCUAGAGCAUAAUUGCUGGCCGCUGUCAUGGUCAGAUUCGUAGAGUCCGACUCAACCGGCUUGCCACUGAAGAGGAAGCAGGUUGCUCAGGCUUGUUCAAGGUGCCGUCGGCGGAAGAAGAGGUGUGCUCAUAAUGGGGGUGGCGUCGAUGGCGAUUCGAUGCCCGAGGGUGCACGUGGUGUUACUGUCCAAGCUUCUGCCGACCCCUUAAGUCCUCCGCAGGUUGACUCGCUACCUGGACCCCAUGCCGCCCGAACCGAAGCCCACGAGGGGCCGGCCUCCCGGUUCGUAGGCGAUCUAAGCCCUGAAGCAAUUCUUAUGGAGGCAACGAGCCUGUGCUCUACUCGCGAUGUGUCGGUGCGUGGUGGAUUGGGGAUAUGGCAAUCUCGGGAAACCCGGCCAUCCGAGUUGUCCGGGCCUCUCGCUCUCACCUCCCCUUCACGGCAGGCAGUUCAAGAUAUGCUUAAAGCAUACGUAUGGAAGAAUUGCCUAGUAUGUCGCCCGCCGGCGCCGGAUUAUGCCGUCCUUCGCCGGAUUUAUCUGGAGAAGUUGCAUCCGAUUUUCCCCAUCCUGGGCGGUCACGUUGUGUCGGCUCCCCAGGAUGAGGUUCAGGGCAAGGUUUUGAAGCAAAUCAUCAGCCUGGCCGCUGCUGCAGAUCCGGAGGCUGCUCGUCACCUUCGCCUCAACGCCGACGGCCCCUUACUUUCCCGUCACGACUUUUGCACCUCGCUUUCCAAUUCGAUCCAGACAAUUCUCGAUGCUCGGCUCAUUACAAACCGGGUGUUCCUAACACGUAUCCUAGCCGCGCUGUCUUUAUAUAUGCAACCUAGCUGUUCCGAUGACGCUGACAUUCCUGCGCUCUUGAAUGGCCAUGCUGUGAAUCAGAUGUACACAUUAGGGCUCCAGAUGGCAACUGGGGACAAUCAUGAGAAUAGUCAAGUUGCUCGGUCGCUUCUCUGUUGCCUUUGGGCACUGGACCGACUGAAUAGCGCAUUCUAUGGCCGGGCCUGCAUGAUACACGAACGGGAUAUCGGGUGGAAUUUGGACAACUGCAUCUCUGAACAGCCGCCUCUUUUCCGUCUGUUCCUUAUGAUUAUCGGGUUGCUGGACAAAGUCAUUGGCCUGUACCGUCCGGGCAACCGACUAGAAAGAGAAAUAAUCAUCGACCUACCCAUUUUCGAACAGAUGAUCCUAGACGCAGGCGCAACGCGUGCGCCUAGUUCCUGCCUAGCGUCUCUGGAGAUUUUCUACCACUCGGUUGCCAUCCUCUCGAGCCAGUCUCCGGCCGAGAAUCGCUCAACGGCACUCCCGGCUCCGGCAACAAAUAGUCGUCGGUCUUUAGCUGCAGACCGGAUUACAUCCAUCGUUAGCCAUGAGUUUCAUGGCCAGUUGUCGUAUAUGCCCAUCAUUCCGUAUGGCCUCUCCUUAUCCCUCAGCGUCUCCUACCGCAAGAUGCGUCACAGCAACGUACCAAUGUUUAGAAGCAGAGGUAAAGAAGCCUUUAGAGUCAACACUUCGCUACUAAAAUCCCUCGACGACACCUUUUGGACAGCGAAGACUAUCGUGGCAAUGGCUGAGCAAGUCCUCCAAGAAAUGGACAAGGCAGUUGCCUCGAUUACCCAAGAAACAGGCCUCGUAAACGGCUCAAAGAGAGCGGAGCCAACUCAACGGAGAGAACGUGAGCCUCCGCCUUCAGACGUCGGCGAUACUGUUAUUGUCUACUCUAACCAUGAGGGUACCGACUUACCAGGUCUUGAAACAAUUCCGGAUUGGGACGUCUUCGGUCAUUUCGACCCUACCUUUAACUUGGGCGCUGUUGAUGCUGCUCUUGAUGGGAAUCUCGACUUUGGUACUUCCUCAAACUGGUUCGACUGGCAACAGCUUUGGGGAUAAUUUAACUUUUUCGUUAACCACUAGACUAGCGGUCGUACUAGUUGGCGGUAAAAUAUACACUAUGUUUCACUUAACUACAGGCCACUCUCUGCGGGCUACCUUUUAAUAUGCCUAAACAUGCU